Monosiga brevicollis MX1 is the source of this 1125-nucleotide messenger RNA. RefSeq lists its product as uncharacterized. Bases 1 to 1125 code for a protein of 374 amino acids. Gene Ontology annotation, molecular function: protein domain specific binding; phospholipid binding. Lineage: Eukaryota; Choanoflagellata; Craspedida; Salpingoecidae. The transcript has 4 exons. The record is from RefSeq and is a predicted model, not a curated record. Gene Ontology annotation, cellular component: trans-Golgi network membrane.
AUGGAUGAUUCCCCACUGCCCAACGCAACAGUGCCGUCAGAAAUCUCACAGGACGAGGCUGCCGCCCCCACCAUGGAUGUGCCUCUGACUGACGCCCCGCUCGACAGCGAUAAAGAAGACCAGCCCAACCUAGCUGCUGGCAUUGCUCUGGAAGAGCCGAUGCCGCCCCUGCGCCAGCUUCAUGAAGCUGAAGCUGAAGCCGAAGCUGACCAUCACACAGGCAGCGCCUUGUCUCCCGUUGGUGCGUACGACGGAUGCCUGUUGGUCCAUGAUUUCCUAGUCCACUGUAUGAAUUCUUUCUUCGUCUAUGGCCGAUGUCUACACCCUGACGCUCCAUUCAAUCUUGCUGUGCUGGCAUCAGGUCCGGCGUCGCCCCUACCGCCCACCGCCUUUGCAUCAGACGAGGCUGGCUUGGCUCUCGAGCCGGCAGCACCAGCUUCAUCCCUACCAGGGUCACGACAACCACUCACAAAUCCCAUCUCAAGUGAUGUGGCUGAUCUACCAAGCAAGCCGCCUCAACCUUUGGUGGACAAAUUCAAUACAUUUCUGAACUGGACGGGUGAACAGUUUCUCAUGGCCGAGCAACGCGUGCGACAGCGUAUUUCUGGCAUUCCCACAGAAGAACUGGAUCAGGAGGUGGAUGAGAAGAUGAAAGAGGUUCAAGGGGUGCAGCAGUCACUGACCGAGGUCGUGCGCAUCUGUACCCUUCUCUUGCAACAGUAUCAAUCAGUGAGCAAACUUGAGCAACAACUUAGCCUGCACUUUGGUCAGAUGGCAGUGCGUUCCGUAUCCCUCUUGGAUGAACUUGAGGAUUCAUCCACCGCCUUCAAGCGCCAGUAUUAUCGCAGCGCCUACUUGUCUGGCUGCCUGCGUCAUUUCCUGCAAGGCAUGAACACCUUGGUGGAGACGGUCAUCCAGGAUACCAUGGAUAGCUACUAUGAAUAUGACAGAGCACGCGUCGUGCAUCACGCCUGUGCCCGUCAACUACAGCGCCACAACGGUGCUCGGCAUGGUGCAACAGAACAGAUGCCAAGCAGCGAAGGCCGUGCCACGUCAGAUGUGUUCUCAUCGCUUAUGGACGGCGUGCACCAACUGGUGUCGCGCGCCACAGGAGAUUCUAGCUGA